GUGAAGAAGAAUCACUGGAGAAGAACAGAUUAAAAUGGUGCAAUGACUUGAAUAUUUGAAAUUUAAGCGUGAAAUUUUUUGCCCGGAUUGCCGGCCAUUGAAUAGAUUUUGCGGCUUUGCAGAGCGAUUUCCUUUUAUUCUAACCACUUCAACUACACUUUAUCGUUCCCAGCUGACGUGGUUUUGACAAUUUAGUUACUACAUGAUGAAAAAUGCUGGAGAAAUGGACCGCUUGGUUAGUGAAGGGGUCAAUCGUGGAUCAAUCAAGAUAUGGCCCCGUCUCAUUCACGCCAGUUGCUGAUCUGGACAGUGCCCACAAUAGCCGUCAUACUAGGUUAUUUCUGGUACAGACGGAAGAGACUUUCCUCAAAAACUGACCCAGGUGAAAUCGUCAAAGCUGUCGAAACACCCCCGAAACCAGUCGAUUCUGGUUCCCCUCGAACAUUUUCACGUUCGCUCUCAGGUGUUGAUUCCGCCCCCAUCGAUAUUGUUAUACCGCACAAGCUCAAAGCUACCAAGUCCAAUCCGGUAGUUAUUUCGGAUGAGGAUCUCGAUAUAGAAAUUGAAAAAAUCAAAUCAAUGAGAUAUAACGGAUCGAUUGAUAUGCGAAAAUCAAAUAGUUGCAGUGAAACGACGACUAAAAAAGGCUCCCCGAAGAAAUUGUCGCCAGUGAUGGCGCAAACCCCGGUUGAGGAAAAAGCCCCCGUUGUAGAAGAUGGUAAAGAUGAAAGAUCGUCUGCGAACAACGAGGUGCAAAGACAGAAUUGCGAGAGGGAUUCGGCGAACCACAGUCCAGCAGAUGUUAUGCUUGCCAGUCCGUCCUUGAGUAGUAUCUCGGACAAUCAGAGUGAGGGAUCAAAUGACAGCGGUAAAGGUGGAAGUGAUGUCGUGACCCCUCCCCCUUCACGCUCAUUGGUUCCCGAGAAUACCAACGUCAUAACCAUCUACGAAUUCGUGAUACCACAACAGCUAGUCGGCAAACUAAUCGGAAAACACGGCAGCUCCGUGGCCAACAUCAAAGACAAAACCGGCGCCCACGUCGUAGUGCGAAAGCACCCCACAAACAACAAAUUAAAAGUCUGUACAAUCGAGGGUUCGCAAAACGAGAUCGACAGCGCACUCAAACUUAUCAGGGAUAAAUUUCCACAAAAACGUUUUCCAGAAGUUACACUAGAACAAGUUUCAUUUCUACCUCAGAUUCCAGCUGUUUCACUAGUUCCAGAUCACUUAUACUUGAAGUUAAUCGAAGGUAUUAAUAACGAUACAAUCGUUAGUUGUAUCGUUGCGCCGAAUCAUCUCUUCUUGCAGCAGCCCACUCAUCCGUCGUUCCCGAAUCUUAACAUACUUAACGGUUGUAUGAACGUUUGCUAUGCCCAAGCGAAUUCCCCUAUGUUGCCAACACCUAUUCCAGAAAACACGAUUUGUGUGGCGUUUUCUGGAGACAGCUGGUACCGAGCUGUCAUUUUAUCGCAGGAUCAAACUAGCGGAACGAGUUACGUCAAAUUUUUAGAUUAUGGAGGUUAUGUGUAUAUAGAGAAUACGAACUUGAGGCAGAUCCGAGGGGACUUCAUGUUGUUGCCGUUCCAAGCUGCCGAAUGUUUCUUAGCCAAUGUUAAACCAAUUGGAGAUUCAGGAUGGCACGACGAAGCAUACAGCGCCGUAGCAGAAAUGACGAAAACCGCCAUUAUUUAUACACAAAUAGUCGAUUACACCGACGAUGGUGUACCUUUGGUUAAUUGCUAUUUAAUUUUAGGCCCAAAACGUGUAGUAUUUUUAAACCAGGAGUUAGUAAAGCAUGGAUAUGCUGAAUGGUUGAAUUGUGGAGAAGAAGCGGCAGGUGUGAGCGUGGCAUAACGCGUAGUGUAAUUUUUGUUAUAUAGUCACUUGAUUGUGUAAAUCAAGCUUUCGUUAUUGUGAAUUUUGUAGUGCAGUUAGUUGUUUUUUUGGAUCUAGCGUGUUUUUUUUAUGAAUGAUGUUGUUGGAGAACAGUUAGUUUUUAUUGUGAUUUGUUUAAUAUAGUUAAUAUAUUUAGACUGCUAUAUUUUCAAUACCAUUAAUCGUUGAUUGUGCUCAAUAAUUAUUAUAGUAUAUUAUAUUAUCUUCUAGGAGGUAGUAAUGUUAAUCUAAACAGCUAGAUUGAUACCGAAAAAUGCAGUUUUGGUGUACAGACAAAAAAAACUGCAUUUUUUGAGAAUAUUAAUCUAGCUUUUGUGCAUAUUUUGGGAGCAAUUAGGUGACUGUAGGAUGAUCAUUGCAGUUAUUCUUUUGUACAAAUGUUCCUACUUUUAAUUAUUUUACCAGACGGGUUGGGUGUUGUAUUUUGUGUUUAUUUUUAUUUGAACCUGGGGUUAUCCUACAAUUACGAUAUGAUCAAGUAUGUUAUUGUUUAAUUUUAGGAAUAACAACACAUUUUUACGUUCUCUCUUGCGUCUAAGGACAUUUUGUAUUUAUGAAGCAACGUUGUGUAUAUAAACUCUUGUACCGUUUUUGACUUUAAAUAUAACAUGUACAUUAACUAUC
This is a messenger RNA of Zophobas morio, 2520 nucleotides long. RefSeq names its product spoonbill (gene spoon). The record is from RefSeq and is a predicted model, not a curated record. NCBI's taxonomy places the organism in Eukaryota, Metazoa, Arthropoda, Insecta, Coleoptera, Tenebrionidae. Bases 271 to 1854 code for a protein of 527 amino acids. Gene Ontology annotation, molecular function: RNA binding. The transcript has 7 exons.